CACUGGCAUUCAGUUAUGAUGGAGUCUUUUACAGAACUGUCCAUGAGGUGUUCAAGGGAAACUCAGACCAAUUUAUGCCUGUUUGCCAUUCUCUGAGGCGAGGACAAGUGAUUGCACGAUAUGUGCGAAUUAUUCCGCGGACUUGGCAUGGAUAUAUUGCCUGCAGAGCUGGUUUUUAUGGCUGUAAAUCAGGAUUCGAGCCCCCAAAACUGGAAUGCCAAGCAGAACUUGGAAUGAGUAGCGGGAAAAUACCCAACAGCGCUAUCACUGCAACUACCAGCUAUAAUCAGUACUAUGGCCCAGAGCGCGCCAGACUGAAUACGGUGAAGUCAGGGAGUUUUGCUGGAGCGUGGUUACCUAAUUCACAGGACCUUGGUCAAUGGAUCCAAGUUGAUCUGGGAAGUUUUUCCAUUCCCAGUAUUCCUCCAUGUCAGAUUCAACUUGGGAUGCAAAACGGCAAGAUACCAAAUUCUGCAUUGACAGCCUCAUCGAAAUGGAAUGCCAAUUAUGGUCCUGAAAAUGCGAGACUUCACUUUCAUCCUGUAAGCGGCCGCCAAGGAGCCUGGGUAGCAAGAGUUCAGAACGUGAACCAGUGGCUCCAGGUUGAUUUCGGGGUUGAGACGCAAGUCACACGAAUUGCUACCCAAGGUCGCCAGAAUAAAAAUCAGUAUGUCACAAAAUACACAUUAAGAUACAGUCUUGAUAAAUCUCAGUGGAACAUGUAUCAACCGAAUGGUUUCACCAUGACAUUCCCGGGAAACAAUGACCGAUACACAGUCGUCAGCCACAAUUUACCCAAACCUAUUCGGACGCGCUAUUUGAGGAUUGUUCCAGAGGAAUGGUAUCGAUACAUCGCCCUGAGGGCUGAAUUCUACGGAUGCAAGACAAUAAAUGGCGGAUACUCCGCUUGGGGAUCGUAUAGUGAUUGCAGUGAACCGUGUGGUGGAGGAAAACAAACUAGAAGGCGCACUUGUACCAAUCCAUCACCGGCAAACGGAGGCAAAGACUGCGACAGGCUGGGAUCAGACGUUUCAACCAGAAAAUGCAAUACACGCAACUGUCCAAUUGAUGGUGGUUAUAGCAAUUGGCUCGAAUGGAGCGAUUGUUCUGCCACCUGUGGCGGGGGCAGAAGAGCGCGCAGCAGGAAAUGUGACAACCCUAUACCGCAGUAUGAUGGAAAGAACUGUGUUGGACCCUCAUUGCAAACAGAGGAUUGCAAUAUGAAAGACUGCCCAC
Messenger RNA from Stylophora pistillata, 1236 nucleotides. Its product is annotated as SCO-spondin. The record is from RefSeq and is a predicted model, not a curated record. Lineage: Eukaryota; Metazoa; Cnidaria; Anthozoa; Scleractinia; Pocilloporidae.